Molecule: messenger RNA, 2208 nt
Organism: Sclerotinia sclerotiorum 1980 UF-70
Lineage: Eukaryota; Fungi; Ascomycota; Leotiomycetes; Helotiales; Sclerotiniaceae
Exons: 2
Coding region: 1-2208 (735 amino acids)
Source: RefSeq, a predicted model, not a curated record
AUGGACACGACCGAGGAGACCUCAACAACAGGUCUGACGGAGCCUGAUCGUCUUUGCCAACCUUGUAUCGACUGUGGAGUUGCCCAGCUAUUGGAUGACCUUCGAGAUAACGUACCUCUAAGCCGUAAUCGGCAAACCAUGGAGAUCGAAUUUUUCGACAGCGAUGACGAUGACAACGAAAAGUCCAAUGACGGUUUUGGACUGUCCGUGAUUCUCGGCAUAAAUUCAGAGCGAAGGAUCACCGUUGGGACAGCGGCGAGUAUUCGAGACCGUGAGGGUUGCCCGGUCUGCGAUCUCAUCACCCAUAUCUUGCCGUCAGAGUUCCGGAACGAGCUGUCAGGCUCAGAAAUCAUCUUGCAUCUACCGAAACCCGGGCUACCAGAACCUCCAUCGGUCACUACUAUCAGUACCCAUCAAAGAAAAGAAAGUGAAAUCGAAGGCCGUAGCAGAGAACAGAAGCUGUACAUCACCACAAUAGUUAAUGGCACGUAUCUUACAUUUGGCUGCAUCCAUUUUGCCACUCCUGGAUCAGCCAAGACGACAGCGGAAAUCUCUGAUCAUGGCCGGCGAGGCAUCAUAAAGCAUGAGAUCUGCUUUCAACCAGAGAUGUAUCUUCUAAAUAUUCUCAAGUUGUACGAUGCUGUUGAAUUGCUCAACGAAGACAUUCAAAAAUUGAAUUCGAGCAAUAAUGAAGAAAAGGAGGCUGCUGUUACAAAUCUGAAACUAAUAUCGAAGGUUAUGGUAGCUAUCCUCCAAGCAGCUUCCCAACGUACCACGGUGAGCCAGGAUGUACAGGUUGGUCCUGCGCUCCAGAUCCUUUUGAUCGAUGUUGAUGAGAACAAAUUGGUCGAAACAACUACUUCAAGGAAGUAUCUAGCCUUGAGUUAUGUUUGGGGCACAGGAGAAGUCUUUAAGAUCACGACCGAUAAACGCGCAGAGCUUGCAGAAGAGGGUUCUCUGAGUCGUGCCAAACUCCCAAAAAUCGUCCGUGAUGCUAUUUCUUUCACAAGGAAGUUGCAACAACGCUACUUGUGGGUAGAUGCUUUGUGCAUCGAACAAAAUAAAGACUCCAUGCAAAAGGCCACCCAGAUACAAAACAUGGAUGCGAUUUAUGGAGGUGCCUACUUGACUCUGGUAGCAUGGACAGCGAAAAGCUCUGACUCAUCUCUCCCUGGUAUCUCGGACUUAGAAUCAGACUCAGAGUUUCGUUACAAACCACAGAUUAUUCGAAGAGAGGUGAACGGACUUCUUUUGGAGAACAGAUUGUCAGACGACUUGAUGCACCUGGACGAUUAUGCGAAGAUAUCGCAUUACGAGACUCGUGCAUGGACCUUCCAAGAGAGGAUCCUGUCGAGACGAUGUCUCUUCUUUCAUGAGAGAGAGGCCUUGUUCGUGUCUGAUAUUUCAAAAAAUAGCAUUGGUAUCACCUGUGCCGGAUUCGGUCCCAAAAGCAGAUGCAAGGGGUGCAAGGUGAUGGAUGUACCACCGAAAGGACAUAGCAUAAACACGGCUAUUUAUAGCUUGAUAAAUGCCGGCAUUGUGUCAACUGCACCCCAACUCGAACAGUACUCAUUCUUUGUUGAGAAAUACAUGGAGCUUAAUCUGACGAUGAAAUCCGACCGGCUCAAUGCUUUCCAAGGUCUCCUGUCUUACUUGAGACCAGAUAUUGGCGAUACCGUGGCUUGCCUACCGAUUGCGUGGUCACCUCGAGUUCUUCUCUGGGGCUGUGUGCCCGGUGAACAAGAACCAGUGAGGAAUGUUUUGUUCCCUAGCUGGUCUUGGGCAGGCUGGGAAGGUAGGGUAACAUACUCGGCCUUUUCUCGUAGUGAUUGGGAAUUCCACAUCCAAGAGAUCCGUGGAUCAGCAUCGCCUAAGAGCUAUUCAAGACUCCUAUGGACCGCCGGAGAAAACACUAUAUCAGACGAAGCAGACGCAUUGGUCCCUCAUGCCUCUAUCAAAAUUCUGAACUUUGAAGCGGACACCGUCGAUCCAGCUUCUGGUGUGGGUAGCCUCCCUGUGCCCCCAAAUAAUCACAUAUAUGUCUUGUUGGCCGUGGGAAUCAGCUUCGAGGUCUACCAUGACAAGCGCGUUAACGUAUUGGAGGUCAAACGGAACGGUGACUGUUUCGAGAGAGUGGCCUUACAUCUUUUCGAAAGGGACGCAUGGCAGAGUGCGACAAUACAGAAACGGUCCAUUUACCUAGGAUAA